GUCACAUCAGAGGAGCUACGUGUGCGCCAGGACGUAAAACUUCUCUACGCUUUGCUCCUACAUGGGACUAUACAUUGAUUUUGGAACAGCGUGCAGAAAACGUGAGGCUUCGAGUUAAUAUUACGCACAAGAAGUGGACGUAUUUUUCGACAGGGGUAACACAGAAUUGGAUGUAAAAAAAAAAAAAAAAAAAAAAAAAAAAAAAAGCAAGAGGACAUGUGGGUUUUGGCUUGCCUUAUACCACAAUUUCCAAGUACAGAUGACCUACGACCGCUACUGUUAUGUGAAAAUACACGCUGAAGGAUUUAUAUAAAAAUAUUGGCUCGGUUUCAGAGAAGAUGCUACUACGGGACGCGUCGCAUCUUUGGCUGCUCUGCUUCACCGUGGGCUCCGUGUACAUCAGUGGAUUUCCGACCAACUUCAAGAAACUCUCCGCCAAGGACAGAAACACGACGGAAAGCGAGGCCUCCUCAGAUCACACAGACAGUCCUCAGAGUCUACAGGAGCUGGUGGAGGAGAACCUGCUCCAGACCCUGCCCUCCUCCCUCUCCUCCCCCUCCUCCUCUCUCUCCCGUCAGCGCUGGCCUCACCCUCGUCACCCCGGGGUGCUGCCUCAGCCUGAGCCCCAUGAGGACCCUGCACCCUUCAUACUGGACAUCAGGAACUUUCCCGAGCUCGCCAACGCAGACAUGAGCUCUCAGAACCCCAACAUACAGGUGACUAUCGAGGUGGUGGACGACACACAGCCGCAGACAGAGGUGGAGAUGGACUUGGCCAAAGAAUCUCAAAGAAACGACUGGUCCGUCUCCUCGUCCGAAUGGGCCAGCAGUCACAAGAAGCUCUUCUGGCCCCUGUUUUGGGAGUACCCGGAUCGCCAUGACAACGGGCUGGAGGGGCUGGACAGUGCUGAAGGGCAGGACCUGACCUUCGACCCCGAGGAGCCGGUGCUGAGCGGACUUGGAGGAGACUGGGGAAGCAACUGGAACAAAGAGUGGAGAGAUAACUAUGAGUAUGAGGAGGAGUGGAGUGAGUGGGCCCCCUGCAGUGUGAGCUGUGGACAGGGCUCUCAGAAGAGGACGAGGUCGUGUGGUUACGCUUGUGUCGCCACAGAGUCCAGGACCUGUGAGUUCCGCAGCUGUACAGUCACUGUGAUGCCAGUGACCGACACAACUCCACUCCAUCCGACCAACAGCACAGAGUUUCUGGACACAAAUGUUGACAGCUGUGAGAAGUGGCUGAGCUGCAAGAACGACUUCCUCCAGAAAUACCUCCACCAAGUCCUCACCGAAUUACCCAGCUGCCCCUGCUCCUACCCCUCCGAGGCCGUGUACAGCGCCGUCAACAUCCAGGACCCCAAACUACGAAAAACAUACCGAUGGAGAGACGCCAGCGGCCCCAAAGAGCGUCUGGACAUCUACAAAGCUUCAGCCAGAUUCUGUAUUCGCUCGAUGCUUUCUUACGACAGCACCACGCUCGCGGCCCAACACUGCUGCUAUGACGACCAAAUGAGGUUAAUUACGAGAGGCAAAGGGGCGGGGUCACCGAAUUUGAUAAGCACAGAGUUUUCGCCAGAGUUGCAUUAUAAAGUCGAUGUUCUACCGUAUUUGUGCAAAGGAGAUUGGAGCAGGUUUCAUUUGGUGAGACCUCCUAAUAAUGGACUAGAGUGUGCCCCAAACCCCAAUGAAGAGGUGUUCCAGACUGAACUGCAAGAAGCAAAGGAAUACUGA
Boleophthalmus pectinirostris (great blue-spotted mudskipper) is the source of this 1727-nucleotide messenger RNA. It is a transcript of the gene ism2a, whose product is annotated as isthmin 2a. Lineage: Eukaryota; Metazoa; Chordata; Actinopteri; Gobiiformes; Gobiidae. The record is from RefSeq and is a predicted model, not a curated record.